Gadus morhua (Atlantic cod) is the source of this 5092-nucleotide messenger RNA. Its product is annotated as small G protein signaling modulator 1-like. The record is from RefSeq and is a predicted model, not a curated record. Gene Ontology annotation, molecular function: GTPase activator activity. Gene Ontology annotation, biological process: activation of GTPase activity. Lineage: Eukaryota; Metazoa; Chordata; Actinopteri; Gadiformes; Gadidae.
AUGGGCGCGUGGCGUGCAGGGCUGGCGUACUGCCGCCACCUGUCCACGGGACCGCACCGUGAGUCUUGCACCGCCCCCAGCGACCGCUCCACCUCUGAGCCUCCAGCCUAUGAGGAGAAGGAGCUGCUCCGAUUGGUCUACUUUGGGGGUGUGGAGCCGUCGCUGAGGAAGGAAGUGUGGCCUUUCCUCCUGGGUCACUACCAGUUUUCAAUGUCCGAAACCGAAAGGAAGGAGGUGGACGAGCAGGUGAAGGCGGGCUACCAGCGGACCAUGGGCGAGUGGCUGGGCUGCGAGGCCAUCGUGCGCGAGCGGGAGAAGGAGCAGCACGCGGCCGCCAUCGCCAAGUGCUCCGGGGCCAGCGUGGACGGCUCCAGCCAGCCGCUUGUGCACCGCGACUCCACCCUCAGCAACGAGUCUUCCCAGAGCUGCAGCUCUGACCAGCAGAGUCUGGCCCGUCUGCAGAGUGACUCCAGCAGCAGCACCCAGGUCUUUGAGUCGGUGGAAGAGGUGGACCAGAUCGAGGCCGAGGCGGAGACCAAGGGCCCCGGGGCCAAGCAGGCCCCCCGGGUCCCCAACGGGGUGCUCCAGAACGGGGUCAGCUCCCCCGACUCCGGGCACCCGUCCUCCCGCAACUUCUCCGUCACCUCGGGCCUGUCGGACGUCUCCUUCAGCACCGAGGACAGCGCCUGCGUGCCCGACCAGGGGCCCCGGGCCGCCGCCGCCCCCCCUCCGGAGCGGGGGACCCCUGGGGACCCCCAGGCGGUUCACCCACCCAUCACGUCGGGAGACCUCAGAGAUGAGGAGAAGCCCUCUGAGCGGAGGAAGAGCCGUGGAGCGCCGGGGGUUGUGGAGGCCCGGGCGGAAGGGGAAGGGGAGCAGCCGGGGGCGGCCGGGGCAGAGCAGGCUCCAGACGGACACACGGACACAGUGGAGGGGGAGGGCCAAGAGCCCACGCCACCAAAGGACGCCUCCCAGUCCGAGGCCGCGGCCAGCCAAGUGCCUCAGGGGGACACCGACAGGAACGCAGAAGGAGAAGAAGGCGCUGGGCCAGAACAGACGAGGGAGUUCAAAUCCAAAGAGGCAAAGGCCAGCUGGGCACCGCGAGAGCUGGUGUCCGACGAGGGAGACGAGGUCGUCGCAGGAGGCGAGACGGAGGAGGCGGAGAUCCCUGCUGCACUCAAGAGCCUCCUCCUGACCGGGCCGUGCCCAGCGGAGGCCUACCGCCCCGCCCCGGGGCCCCGGGCUCCCAGCGACUCGGAGUCCGAGUCCCCGUCGGCCAUAGAGAUGGAGGACAUCCCCAAAGGCAGCGUGUCCACGGGGCCGUGGGACGGGAAGGGCCGGUGUGAGGGCUGGUCCUCCUCAGGGGAGCUGCGGGGGGAGGCCGGGCCAGAGGGAGCCCGGUCCACCCUGUCUGAAGAACCCCCCGGCCGAGACCCAGGGGCCGAGGAUGAAGUGUCCUCCCCGGUCGAAUCCAAGCCCGCCUACUCCCAGGAGCUCCUGGACCUGUACACACUGAACCUGCACCGCAUUGACAAGGACGUGCAGCGCUGCGACCGCAACUACAUUUACUUCAGCCCCGCCAACCUGGACAAGCUGCGCAACAUCAUGUGCAGUUAUAUCUGGCGCCACCUGGAGGUGGGCUACGUGCAGGGCAUGUGUGACCUGCUGGCUCCUCUCCUGGUCAUCCUGGACGACGAGGCCAUGGCCUUCAGCUGCUUCACCCAGCUCAUGAAGAGGAUGAAUCACAACUUCCCACACGGAGGCGCGAUGGACACACAUUUCGCCAACAUGCGCUCCCUCAUCCAGAUCCUGGACUCUGAGCUCUUUGAGCUGAUGCACCAGAACGGGGACUACACCCACUUCUACUUCUGCUACCGCUGGUUCCUGCUGGACUUCAAGAGAGAGCUGGUGUACGACGAUGUGUUUUCCGUGUGGGAGACCAUCUGGGUGGCCAAGUACGCGUCCUCGGGUCACUUCGUCCUGUUCAUCGCCCUGGCGCUUGUGGAGAUCUACCGGGACAUCAUCCUGGAGAACAACAUGGACUUCACCGACAUCAUCAAGUUCUUCAACGAAAUGGCCGAGCACCACAACAUCAAGCAGGUCCUGCCUCUGGCCCGAGAGCUAGUGUGUAAGGUUCAGAUGCUCAUUGAAAACAAGUGAAACUCCUUUCCUCCUUGAUGUUACGUAUUAGCUUUUGCAGCAACAGAGCACAGCAAUUUAAAGUCGCAAUGUGUAAGAUUGAGCUCUUCCCAGUAAGUAGGCAGGAGUCUUUCAGAAUAAAAACAAACUCCAUAACAGUUUUCGGUUCACGCUUUCGUUAACUGGCUCUGCAACUGUCUGAUGCGCCCCAGCGUUGCUCGGCUGGCCGGGGGUGGGGGGGCUUUGGGAGAUUCGAUAAUCAGAUUAGACACGCCCCGUUGUUUACAAGAAAACAUGUUAUAGUAAACAAAGACAGAGGUACGGGUUUGGCCAGCUAUUUUUACUUGUAGACUAUAUCAGAUAAAGGAUGUGAUUUUAUUGAUAACAUUAUCGAAAUCACUAUUGAUCAGCAUUGACAAGGUAAUUUGAAAUUUGAAGCUAGUUUAAAUGUUACUUAUUGCAACUUUAAUGAGAUGCCACACAAGCAUACACAUGCAAGAACGCACACACACCCACUAACACACACACACAGACCCAACCACCCACACACACACACACACACACACACACACACGCACACGCACACGCACACACACACAUACAUACACACACAUAAACACACAUAUACACAUACAGAAACACACACAGUAUACAGUCAGGUUGCUCCUGUAUGUGAUGUCAGCUGGUGUAUAAAUGUGUAAUUCUUCUGUCGCUAAUUCUAGAUCCAAAUAUCUUUUGUCUGAAAAAUGUUGUCUGUUGAGUGUCGAUGUUUACCUUAGUAAAUUAUAUUUUUUCUUUUAAAUAAUUAGAGUUUUGGUUGCACAUUUUUUAACCAAAUGGAUACUUGUCAACUAAUGUCUUUAUUAAUGAAGAAAACGGUACAUGAUUCAAAUAUGUAUUUAGAACUAUUUUAAUAUAAGGUACUGAAGAAGAAGUUUUACUAAAUCACCAGAUUAUCCUAAUUAUACGUGAGACCUGCAGACACUGUUUCAAUGACCACAUAAUUUCUAUAUUUCAGAACCCAUUUCAUCUUAAAUACAGACAUAGUUUAAAAUAACCCAAUUCCUGUGGUUAUGAUCCAGUGCAGAGAGAUCCUGUGCGUCCUAUUUAAAGCUGCAGUUUGUACCUUUUCCACUGCAGUCGUGACUUCUGGUUAUAAUGCUAGCAAUGUUGAAAGAGUGACAUGGUAAGGUUGUAUUAACAUACAGUAACUACUGAUACUCUGUGUUCUCAUUGUGCCCCACCCUUGCCUAUCGCCAAUAGUAUGUCUGUGUAUGUUGUGUGUGAAUUGGAUUGUAACCCCUCCCCCCCCCACCCAAAAAAAAGAAUAGAAAAUGAGGUUAUGAAGAUGACAGGAACUAAAGUUAUGACCCAUAGAUAACUACAUUGAUAUCAAAGUGAAUUAGUCAUCUCUGUACAGAGCUAUUAGGAGGACAUUUUGACAGCUCUAUUAUUUUGUCAUUUUUAUUCAACAUCAGGGCAAUCAUUUUAUGACGUUUCUAUUGUAGUGCUGCUGGCAUUCUUUGUGACUUUAAUUCAGUGUUUCCCUACAUGCAUCCAGCAGUGGCCCAGCACAGCGGAUGGACUACAGUCAACCCUGCAUUUGUUUUUAUUAGAAAUUAUGUUGGGCGCCCCAAAUGCAAUUUGCUUUAUUUAAUAUCAUGGGUGCCCCCAACUGCACCCUGCUCAAUCGUUACAUCCUCAUUAUGGCAUUGGUGGAAAAUACUGAUGGCAAAAUAGUAUUCUAGGAGCUAGAAGAAGAAAAAAAAUGCAUGAUGACACUAAUGGUCGAAUUAUGGUAGGAAUGGACAUAGACUAAAAGUAGGUUUUAAUAAUAAGUAGCCUCCAUAUAAGAUUGUAUAAAACAGAAGCAACAGUAUUAUGAAACCCAGAAGGAGGGAUGGCUACGAGUUGCUAACUUAUAACUGCAUUUGAUUAUAUAAUGCCAAAAGAAUGUGGUUGUGCGCAUAGUGCACUUGCAUGCUUUCCUAGUAGGUUACAUUUUGAGCAAAACACAUGAGAUGGUGGCUGUUGGAAUGCAGCCCAGCAUUACUGGCUCCAUCGGGGAUCCAUCUAAAACACAUGAGAUGGUGGCUGUUGGAAUGCAGCCCAGCACUAAUGGCUCCAUCGGAGAUCCAUCUAAAGCUCUGUGGGCCCGACCACACGACAUAGUGCAACUACAGAAACCAGAGCACUGCUGCUGGAAACAUCGUAAAGGAAACACUGCAUUUCAUUCAUUUAUAUAGUUAUUAUUAUUAUUAUAUGAUAUUAUUAUAAUUGUGUGAUUAUUAUUAUUGUUAUCGGCAUACACAGUAAAUGUGGGAACUAGAUGAGAAGGAAUGAAAUCAUGUUGUCUCAGAUAACUUAUGACACUAUUUUUCUUAUCACAGAUAUUACAAAAGAAACAUGUGAAAUAUCAGAGAACCAUGAAGAGAACUAUUUGCAAAAAUGUAAUGUGUACGCGACGUUGACCACGGUUGAUUGGCAGGUGGUUUCCUCUGCACAUUACACAUAGGCCAAACUUGUUUUUAAAGCUAAGAACAGAAACCUUAAACAAAAAGACAGAAGAUGGGAUGCUGCUAUGGUUUAGGGCGAGUGCCUUCCCACUGAAGUAGCUUUUUUAAAUGAAAUGUAGACGUGCUUUCCACUCUUUAACGGCUGAUGUAACGUUGAGGAAUAUUUAUAGUCUAGCCACAAGUCGUUUAUUGUGUCAAGUGUUGUUUUCAUGAAUGUGAUGAGAUUAAUUGCGUUUAAUAUCGGUGGUUCCUUCCAAAAAGGGCAUUUCUUUUGUAAAAUGAAAUGAUUUGCUAACAUCUAGGUGUUUAUUUAUUCAUUCAACUGCUGCUUUUGUUUGUAAAACUAUAACCUUGCUGGUGUUUAGUUCUGAAUGUUUGUGGUAAAACAAAUUAUCUUUAAAAUGGCAUAUUAAAUGGUAUAUGUUUUUAUAAAAUGA